GAGGAAAGUGUGUGUGUGUGUGUGUGAGAGUAAAGAGAGAGACCGUGUGUGUGAGUAAAGAGAGAGACCGUGUGUGUGUAAGAGGGAGAGGGAGAGUGUGUGUGUGUUCGUAGAGGAUCCUCCAGAUGCGGGGUUUCUCCUCGUAAGAAGUUUCUCGUCAUGGAUCUGAUCGACAGCUCAGAGUUUCCUCUCACGGACAAAUAUAUCAAUAUAAGAAGAAGAAGAAGAAGAAAGCGUGUGAGUGUUUCUCGUUUCUCCUCGUGAUGGCCGCUGUUAUCAUCGCUCUCCUGCUCUUCUGCUUCUUCUCUCGAUCCCCUUCGCUCCCCACGGUCGACCCUGACCCCCCCGCCGCGCGCCGCCUGCCCGACAUCAUCAUCAUCGGCGUGAGGAAGGGUGGCACGCGUGCUCUCAUCGAGAUGCUGAAUCUGCACAGUGAUGUGGUGGCGGCUCCGAGCGAGCUGCACUUCUUCGACUGGGACAGUCACUAUCUGCGCGGCGAGGAUUGGUACGUGUCCCAGAUGCCGCUCGCCCGGCCGGGUCAGCUGACGGUGGAGAAGACCCCGGCGUACUUCACCUCCGCCCGUGUUCCUGAGCGCAUCCGACGGAUGAUUCCCCACGCACGACUGCUGCUGAUCGUGCGCGAGCCGACGGAGCGACUGCUGUCUGAUUACACACAGAUGUAUCACAAGCGUCUGGAGAAACACAAGCUCCAGCAGACGCUCGAGACGCUGCUGAUGCACCGCGGAGAGCUCGACCUCCACUACAAGGCCUUGAACCGCAGUCUGUAUCACGUCCACAUGCGACGCUGGCUCCAGCUGUUCCCCAGGAGCCACAUCCAUCUCGUGGACGGAGACGCGCUGAUCCGAAACCCUCUUCCGGAGAUGAAGAAGGUGGAGGAGUUCCUUCAUCUGGAGCCGCAGAUAAACGCCUCCAACUUCUACUUCAACCAGACCAAGGGCUUCUUCUGUCUGCGUGACCGCCGGCGCGAGAGAUGCCUGCACGGCUCUAAGGGACGCACACAUCCACGCCUCGCACCUGAACUCCUGCGCAAACUCCACGACUUCUUCCACCAACCCAACCAGGAGUUCUUCCAGCUGGUCGGCCGGACGUUUGACUGGAAGUGAUGAUGGAUGGAAACACCAGGAAUCGCUUCUGGAGGAACUGGAACAUCUCCGCAUGAAACAACCGUUCUGUGACCAACCUCACAGUUUUUGUAUGAUUUCAUGAUUAAGAAUCUUGUUCUGGACUAAUCGUUUACAGUAAGAUCGGGAUGUGAGUGGAGUUUGUUUUCGGAGCUGUUAACCAAACUUAUAUUUAGAUAUACAGACAUAUGCAUGUGAAAUACAUUUAUGUUAUACGUUAAUGCAUGACAGUAAUUAUAUAAAUACUGUUUUCUUGCUGCUAAGUUUAUGUGUGAAUGUGUGUUUGUGUCUUUAUAUCAGUCUUUUUACUGCUACACAUUAUUUUCAUGACAUAGUCUUUGUAUUUUGUUUAUUAUAUUUUUUUUAUAUGAAGGCAUCUUUCAGUAAUAAAGACAUUUUUGCUAUGA
Molecule: messenger RNA, 1549 nt
Organism: Carassius auratus (goldfish)
Lineage: Eukaryota; Metazoa; Chordata; Actinopteri; Cypriniformes; Cyprinidae
Product: heparan sulfate glucosamine 3-O-sulfotransferase 1-like
Exons: 3
Coding region: 264-1124 (286 amino acids)
Molecular function (GO): [heparan sulfate]-glucosamine 3-sulfotransferase activity
Source: RefSeq, a predicted model, not a curated record